AUGUCAGAUUAUCCCGCCCUAGCAAACCACCGUCUCAACGAGUCAGCGACUAACCAUGAUGUUGCCGCGCAAGACCUUAGCCACGAUGGCCAACUCAAUGCAGGUCUCAAUGACGAUAUCCCCGAAGAGCAUGUCCUCGCACUUUAUAUCGGCUCACCGUGCUCACCUCAUAUCCACAGGGACCUCGUCAAUCGUCUCAUUCGGGACAACCAAGACCUUUGGAACCAAUUGCUUCACAAUGAUUUCGUCGAGAACAUGCGUGUUGCAAGCGCAGACAACCAGUCCGUUCUCGAUGGUUUCAAAUGGUACAUGAUCCAAGACUUCUUCUACUGCGUGCAACUCAUAGCAUACAAUGCCGAUCGCGCAGCAAAAGCCCCCAACCCAACGAUAUACGGGAAAUUGACCAGGACUCUCAACAACACACUGACGCAAUGGGCUCCUAACGCCCUCCAAACCUGUACCGAUGCUGAUAAGCUGAACAUCCCAGACACAGUCGUCUUCGCUGCCAAGCGGGAAAAGGCGACUGAAAGGUACACAAAGUUCAUCUCUGACACUGCGGAGGAUGAGAACUGGGUCGUCUCUUUGCUCGCUCAAGUCCCUGGCAUUCAGGUUCGUGAGGGGUAUCCUACAUGA
This is a messenger RNA of Suillus subalutaceus, 633 nucleotides long. RefSeq lists its product as uncharacterized. The transcript is spliced from 2 exons. The coding region runs from base 1 to 633 and encodes 210 amino acids. Lineage: Eukaryota; Fungi; Basidiomycota; Agaricomycetes; Boletales; Suillaceae. The record is from RefSeq and is a predicted model, not a curated record.